CACUUUUCCCGCACGCCGCUUCCUGCACUAUCUCUCGAACGCAUCACGCGUCGCCGCGCCUGCACAACAAUCUCCUCCUGCUCCUGUGUUUGCGUGCUUGCUACUACAACAACUGUCAGUCGCUUUACAUCGCGCCUGUGCAAUCACUUCGACCCACCACCGACGCUCCGAGCGCCCGUCGCCCCCGCCAAUCGUACCCAACUUCACCAACUUUCCUCAGACACGCCGCCCAUACGCCUUUGUCCAGGGACAUAACACGAGUACCCUUAGCGUGCCAGGCGGGCAGCUGGCUGCAGGAUGGCAAACGACGCAGAUAUCGCCACCUUCACGGCUUUCACGUCCGGAACGCCCGAACAAGCCCAGCGGUUCCUUCAACUCACAGACAACAACGUUGAGCAGGCCGUCGAGCUCUUCUUCAGCAAUCCUGAUCUCGGCAGUGGCAGCGGAGCAGACGUGAAUGCCUCAGCACCCACCACGGCCAGAGACGACCCCAUCACAAUCGACAGCGACGACGAGGAUGAGCCCAGACCGCAGCACAACGUCGAGGACGAUGAAGCCAUGGCGAGGCGACUGCAAGAAGAGAUGUACGGCGGGCCCGGCGGCAGCAGUAGAGGUGGCGAAGACGAAGUGAGAGCACCCAUUGCGCGGACGACAGAAACGCUGGUGGGGCCCGGCAGCUACGGCGGCUUUGACCCCAGCGAUCCGGGCCAGAUGAAUGCGGCUAUUGCUGAACAACUCAUGCGGCGGAAUCAGAUGCGUGGCUCUCGUGCAGCGCCGGGCAUUUUCAACCAAAGCGAAUCGCGAUCCAUCUGGAGCGGUGACGACCCUACAGAUCCAGAGGCGCAUCGCAGAGCACUCUCACGCGCAACAGGAGGUUCAUCAGAUCAGUCCGCCAAGGCAAGCCACCUCGCCGACCUCUUCAGGCCGCCGGUAGAUCUGAUUACACCGCUGUCGCUCGCUGAUGCGCGAGACGAGGGCAAGGAGGCUGAGAAGUGGAUCCUGGUUAACGUGCAAGAUCCCUCCAUCUUCGAUUGUCAGGUGCUGAAUCGAGACAUUUGGAAGAACGAGCAGAUUCGAGAGACGAUCAAGGAGCACUUUUUGUUUCUGCAGUACAGCAAGGACGACCCACGAGGAAGCGAUUACGUGAACUACUACUUUUCGAACAGCCGCGACAACGAGGCCGCAUACCCACACAUUGCCAUCAUCGAUCCGCGAACAGGCGAGCAGGUCAAGACGUGGUCCGGAUCACCAGCACCCAAAGCCCCUGACUUCCUCAUGGAUCUGCACGAAUUCCUCGACCGGUACAGUCUGAAGAUGAACAUGAAGAACCCAGUGCAGACAAAGCGCAAGGAGUCUAAGAAGGACAUCAGCCAAAUGAGCGAGGAAGAGCAGCUCGAGUUGGCCAUGCAAGCCAGCAUGGGUGCUGGUAGCGCCGCACCGAAAGAUGAGGAUCCCGACAUUUUGACGAAGAGCUCGGCGAAUGGCAAGGGUAAGGCACCUGUUGUGGACGAUAGCAGUAUGGACGUGGACGAGGAGGCACCAGCACAGGAGGACACACCAUUCUCAAGAAUCUCAGCCACCAGUCCACACGAAGAGCCCACGAGUACCGAUCCAAAGGAGACAACGAGGAUACAGUUCAGACACUCUGGUGGUCGCAUCAUCAGACGGUUCAACCUCUCCGAUCCGGUGAGGAGGAUCUAUGAGUGGCUGAAGGCUAGCCCGAUCGAGGGCCAGGAGGGAGACACAUUCGAGCUGAUCAGUCUGGGCAAAAACUUGAUAGAUCAGCUGGACCUCUCCAUUGCCGAUGCUGGGCUUAAGCAAGGCACAGUUAUGGUGGAGUAAAGAGGCGCCGCUGUGGUGUUCCAAGAAGGAAGCAUACAGCCAAGGGCAGCGUUGGAGAUAUGACAGUGGUAUACAGUAGAGUAUAGCGCCAGAGUCUGUCUAAUAGAAAUUCUGCACGGGCACAAUCUGCCACGAAUCUUGCCUAUCUUUUUGAAGUUUCUCUUUCUGUUUUUGAAUUGUUACUUCCAUGGGGUGCGAGACCGCUGUGGUUACGGCUGAGAAUCACUUGCCUUGCUCGGAAAUAUUAUCACUGCCAGAAAGG
Cercospora beticola is the source of this 2104-nucleotide messenger RNA. RefSeq names its product DNA protein crosslink repair co-factor UBX5 (gene UBX5). Gene Ontology annotation, biological process: proteasome-mediated ubiquitin-dependent protein catabolic process. Gene Ontology annotation, cellular component: nucleus. Gene Ontology annotation, molecular function: ubiquitin binding. Lineage: Eukaryota; Fungi; Ascomycota; Dothideomycetes; Mycosphaerellales; Mycosphaerellaceae. The record is from RefSeq and is a predicted model, not a curated record.